AUGGGUCGCUUUCAGCUUCCUCGCUCCGCACGCAAGUACUACUGUGUCAUGGGCUUCCUACCGCGGUUUGCUAACCCUCAUUUUGUCGAGCAAUUUACUCAGCUUGUCUCUCGAGCUGAUCUUGAAGCCGAGCACGAUGUCCCUCAUGAGGUCGAAGACGGUGAUCAAGCUGUCGUCAAAACUCUCGAGAACAUAUUAAAGCGUUCCCUCGGCGAGUUUCAAGUCUGCCGAGCGGAGCCAGAACGCGGUGAUGCGCGACACAAGAAACGACAGAGGAAAAAUAAGACCAGAGAUGAUGAAAAAACAGAACCAGCUACCCGCCAACAAAUGUAUGACGAGCAAGUGGAAGUUGUUGAGUUUCGUCUACUGUCGAAGGCUACCAAGGCUGUUUCCUUGAAACCCAAGCCAGCGCCUCAGAUUGUUACUAUGGAGCCGUCAUGGGAAGAAGAUGAACCCAAAGCUGCGUUACGGGCCGAGCGCGCCCGUGCUGCCGCUGUCGACGUCUCGUGGAUAAUGGAGGAGUCGCGAAAGGUAUCCUACUUACCUGCCAACGCCAACAAGAAGCAUAUUAUCAUCACUGCGGAGCAGCUAACACCUAUUGCCGAGAUGGCGGUCUUCGAAGUGCUCAAGCCGACACCACAAGCUUCUGCCCUACUUACUGUUCCGCUCAAUGUCCCUGCUAAGGAACGGCCUAGCCCGCACGACUUCCUUCCCGAGAAGAUAUGCUGUCCAGUCAUCUCCGCUACCGUUCUACAGGUGGACCGUCCUCAACGCAAGCACAAACCAAGGCACAAGAAGAAGAUCAUCAAGCUAAGACCGCCCCCAUCGUUCUGGAGGCCCUUGCGAGAGUGGGGCGGAAAGAGUUUGGGCUACGCCAUGGGUUACGAAGGCAGCCGCCCUGUACCAACUGGCAGCGUGAGACAGCGGAGAUACCGCAGAGACACGAUGAAGAGAGGGGUCCUUGUCGCAUAA
Phanerochaete carnosa HHB-10118-sp is the source of this 972-nucleotide messenger RNA. RefSeq lists its product as uncharacterized. The record is from RefSeq and is a predicted model, not a curated record. The transcript has 6 exons. Lineage: Eukaryota; Fungi; Basidiomycota; Agaricomycetes; Polyporales; Phanerochaetaceae. Bases 1 to 972 code for a protein of 323 amino acids.